AGAUUGAAAAUGAAUUACGUGGGUGAUGGUUCGUUGUUCGGAUUGUGUGUGGAUGCAAUGAAUGCGAUGACGAAGCUUGGAGCUUCGAGCUUGAUCCCUGGCGUUGCCAAGAUCUUUGACAUGACCGACGACCGCCUCCCGCAACACUACCCCAUCCGCUCGCUCUCACCAUCUCCGCAAGAAUAUCAUAAUUCACCACAUAUAAUGGCGUCGCCGCCUCCUGUAGAGGAUCAAGCGCGCUUGCUUGAAGAUGCCCUCGGCGUGGUGCGCCAGCAGGCCAUGCUCAUGCGGAGGUGCCUGGAAACCCCGGGCAAGCUGAUGGAUGCGCUCAAGUGCAGCUCUACCCUCGUCUCGGAGCUCCGGACAAGCAGCCUCGGCCCCAAGCAGUACUACGAACUCUACAUGUCUGCCUUUGACGCACUCCGCCAUCUCGCCGUCUACCUCCGCGAAAACCACCCCGUGAACCACCUCGCCGAUCUCUACGAACUCGUCCAAUAUGCCGGAAACAUCAUUCCGCGCCUGUACCUCAUGGUCACUGUCGGCACCGUCUACAUGGCCAUUGAAGAUGCACCCGUCAAGGAAAUCAUGAAAGACAUGAUGGAAAUGAGUCGCGGGGUCCAACAUCCGAUACGCGGCCUGUUCCUGCGCUACUAUCUCGCCGGGCAAGCCCGCGAUUGUCUGCCGACCGGGGAGGGCGAUGGACCGGAAGGGAACUUGCAGGACUCGAUAAGCUUCAUUCUUACCAAUUUCGUGGAAAUGAAUAAGCUAUGGGUACGGCUGCAGCAUCAAGGUCAUUCACGGGAAAGGGAGCAGCGGACGAAAGAGCGCCAGGAACUUCAGCUUUUGGUGGGCAGCAAUUUGGUUCGUCUGAGCCAACUUGUGGAUCUCGACAACUACAAGAAGAUCUUGCAUCCGCUACUUGAACAGAUUGUUCAAUGUAGGGAUGUUCUGGCACAAGAAUAUCUUCUGGAAGUCGUAACCCAAGUUUUCCCUGAUGAAUUCCACCUGCACACCCUCGACCAAUUCCUCUCCGCCGUUGCUCGUCUAAAUCCGCAUGUAAAUGUGAAAGGAAUCGUCGUUGGCUUGAUGGACCGCUUGUCCGCAUACGCACAGCGAGAGUCAGAAUCCGAAAGCCCCGAGCAACGCAAGAAGACAGAAGACGAAGCCAUUGUCAACCUUCUGGAACAACUAAAGCUACAAAAAGAGAAAAAGGCUGCCGAACCCGAGGAGCCAAAAUCACCGGCAGAGCAAACCAACGGAGACUCGUCUGAAGCGCCAUCCGGUACUGAAGAUACUUCAUUGGCAUCGUCGACAACAGCCAACGAAAUCCUCCCAGUCACGGAAACUACCGAGCCGGAUGCCGAAAUAGAAAAGUCGCGCGGUAUUCCUAAGAAUGUGAAGCUUUUCGAGAUUUUCCACGAACAGGUUGCCACACUCGUCAAGAUGCAACGACUUAGCAUACAAGAUACAAUUGGAUUGCUGGUUUCGCUUGCCAACUUGGCUCUCAACAUAUAUCCUGAGCGACUGGACUAUGUCGAUCAAGUUUUGGCCUUUGCAAACCAGAAGGUUACCGAGUACGCAAACAGCGCGGAUCUUCACUCACAGGCUUGUCAAAGCCAGAUUCUCAGCCUCUUGCUGGCACCCAUCAAGACUUACGUGUCCAUGUUCACUGCUCUCGCAUUGCCGAGCUUUAUUCCUCUCCUUCACAACCAGCCAUACCCUACUCGAAGAGCCGUAGCGGGUGAAGUGGUACGGAGUCUGCUGAGGAAUCAAACGCACAUCACUUCAGUGGAGAACCUGGAAAGCGUGUUGGAGAUCUUGAAGGUCCUUAUCAAGGAAGGAAUGCAACAGGCGAGCGGUUACCCUGGAGGACCAAUUCAGCGGAAAGCUGCCGAGACGGAUGAGACAGUGGAAGAGCAAGGCUGGCUAGCUCGAUUAGUACACUUAAUACAAGGGCCAGACAACGAUACGCAAUUCAAGCUUCUCCAAGCUGCUCGGAAGUCCUUCGCCGACGGAAACGAACGCGUCAAGUACACUACGCCAGCAAUCAUCACUGCCUCACUCAAGCUUGCACGGAGGUACAAAGCCCGAGAACACUAUGAAGACAACUGGUCAUCACAAUCAUCGGCGCUUUACAAGUUCAUGCACAGCACAUUGUCUACUCUGUACACGCGUGUAACAGGCUCAGCUGAUCUCUCCCUCCGAUUGUUUGUUGGGUGCGGUCAAGUUGCGGACCAGACCGGAUUCGAGGAAGUCGCGUAUGAGUACUUUGCGCAGGCUUUUACCAUAUAUGAGGAGGCCAUCAGCGACUCGCGAGCGCAAUUCCAGGCCGUGUGUGUGGUCGCCAGUGCCCUGCACACGACGCGAAACUUCGGCAAGGAAAAUUACGACACACUAAUAACGAAGUGCGCGCUGCAUGGAAGCAAACUGCUGAAGAAGCCCGACCAGUGCAGAGCGGUGUACCUGGCCAGUCAUCUCUGGUGGGCCACAGAAAUACGUGCCCUUGGCGACGAGGAUCCUAAGAAUCUUUACCGGGAUGGAAAGCGCGUGCUCGAGUGUCUGCAACGAGCUCUUCGCGUAGCCGAUGCUUGUAUGGAUGCCGCAGUGUCCGUCGAGCUCUUUGUCGAGAUCCUGAACCGCUACGUGUACUAUUUUGACCAAGAAAACGAAGCUGUCACGACCAAAUACCUCAAUGGCCUGAUCGAGCUCAUCCACUCCAAUCUCCAAUCCAACGAAGCCGCCUCUUCACUCGAAAACCCGAGAAAGCAUUUCCAGCGCACGCUAGAUUACAUUGCGAGUAGAGAGUACGAGGGCGUUGUCAUUACGCCAAAGUAA
Messenger RNA from Periconia digitata, 2835 nucleotides. The record is from the annotation of a GenBank genome assembly. Lineage: Eukaryota; Fungi; Ascomycota; Dothideomycetes; Pleosporales; Periconiaceae.